This is a messenger RNA of Miscanthus lutarioriparius, 852 nucleotides long. Lineage: Eukaryota; Viridiplantae; Streptophyta; Magnoliopsida; Poales; Poaceae. The record is from the annotation of a GenBank genome assembly.
AUGUCGCCGCCCCUCGAGCCCCACGACUACAUCGGCCUCUCCGCCGCCGCGCCGCCGACGCCGACCUCUUCCUCCUCCUCCUCCCCCUCGCCGGCGCCCCGCCUCACCCUCCGCCUCGGCCUGCCGGGCUCUGAGUCCCCGGACCGCGACGGGGACUGCUGCGAGGACGUCGCCGCCGCGCUCUCCCUCGGCCCUCUGCCGGCUGCCCCCAAGGCAGCCGCCGCAUCCGCUGUUGUCUCCGCCAAGCGCGCCUUCCCGGACCCCGCCCAGCGCUGCCCCGGCGCUGCCAAGGCUAGCGCCAACGACAAGCAGCAGGCUUCCCCCACCGCGCCGCCGGCCGCCAAAGCGCAGGUGGUGGGAUGGCCGCCCGUGCGGAACUACCGGAAGAACACCCUCGCCGCCAGCGCCUCCAAGAGCAAGGCGCCCGCGGAGGAGGCCGCGUCCGGAGGCGGCGGGCCCAUGUACGUCAAGGUGAGCAUGGAUGGCGCGCCCUACCUCAGGAAGGUGGACAUCAAGAUGUACUCCAGCUACGAGGACCUCUCCAUGGCGCUCGAGAAGAUGUUCAGCUGCUUCAUCACUGGUCAAAAUGGUCUGCAUAAAUCAUCGAGCAAAGAUAGGCUGACUAAUGGCUCAAAGGUGGAUGCCCUCAAAGACAAGGAGUAUGUCCUUACCUAUGAGGAUAAGGAUGCAGACUGGAUGCUUGUCGGUGAUCUUCCCUGGGAUUAUUUUACGUCUAUCUGUCGGAAGCUCAAAAUCAUGAGGGGCUCUGAUGCUGUUGGAAUAGGAGAAAUUGGUGCUGUGCACUCAACUUCCUACCACAUUAACACUAGUACUAACAGCGCAUUUUACUGA